Messenger RNA from Telopea speciosissima, 4065 nucleotides. RefSeq names its product probable phospholipid-transporting ATPase 4. Gene Ontology annotation, cellular component: plasma membrane. Gene Ontology annotation, molecular function: ATPase-coupled intramembrane lipid carrier activity; ATP binding; magnesium ion binding. NCBI's taxonomy places the organism in Eukaryota, Viridiplantae, Streptophyta, Magnoliopsida, Proteales, Proteaceae. The transcript is spliced from 10 exons. Gene Ontology annotation, biological process: phospholipid translocation. The coding region runs from base 151 to 3831 and encodes 1226 amino acids. The record is from RefSeq and is a predicted model, not a curated record.
CGCACCCGCCUAUGGAAUUCAGUUUUGAUGGAAAUUAAGAUAUGUGCGGCAGAAGCACCUGGGGUUUCUGCAGGGUCUAUUAAUGAGCUUUGGCUUUCCAUAUGGGUGCCCGUCGAAUUCACUCCAGCUGACCUGAAAACAUAAAAAAAGAUGUCACCAGCAGGCAAAAUGAGGGCGAAGCUCCGAUGGAGCAAUAUCUACUCAUUUGCUUGCCUCCGUCCACAGGUCCUAGAGCCGGAGCGGCCGCUUUCCCUCAGUGGGCCUGGUUUCUCACGAGUUGUAUACUGCAACCAACCUCGUAUGCACCAGAGAAAGCCUCUGAAAUACCCAUCAAAUUAUAUAUCCACCACAAAAUACAAUAUCAUCACCUUCCUGCCCAAGGCAAUCUUUGAGCAGUUCCGGCGGGUGGCAAAUCUCUACUUUCUAAUGGCUGCAAUUCUGUCACUCACACCCAUUGCUCCAUUCUCUGCUGUGAGUAUGAUAGCCCCACUAGCCUUUGUUGUUGGUCUCAGUAUGGCGAAGGAAGCUUUAGAAGAUUGGCGUAGAUUUAUGCAGGAUAUGGAGGUCAAUUCCCGAAAAGUUAGUACUCAUAAAGGGGAUGGUAGUUUUGGUUACAAACCAUGGCAGAAGGUUCGAGUUGGAGAUGUUCUAAAAGUCGAAAAGGACCAAUUUUUUCCUGCAGAUUUACUUCUGUUAUCAUCUAGCUAUGAAGAUGGGAUUUGCUAUGUGGAGACUAUGAAUUUGGAUGGUGAGACAAACUUGAAGGUCAAGAGAUCUUUGGAGGUAACAUUGCCCUUGGACCAAGAUUUAGCUUUCAAAGAUUUUUCCGGAAUAAUCACAUGUGAAGACCCAAACCCUAACCUCUACACUUUUGUGGGUAAUCUUGAGUAUGACCGUCUGGUCUAUGCGCUUGACCCUAGUCAGAUUCUCAUUCGAGAUUCUAAGCUCAGAAACACUGCUUAUGUGUACGGGGUGGUAAUAUUCACUGGCCAUGACAGCAAAGUUAUGCAGAAUUCAACAAAAUCACCCUCCAAAAGGAGCCAAAUUGAAAGAAAAAUGGAUUACGUCAUCUACUUCCUUUUUACCCUGCUCGUAUUAAUCUCAUUGAUCAGCUCUUUAGGCUUUGCAGUGAAGACGAAGUUUGACAUGCCAAAGGCGUGGUACUUGCAACCAAAGAAUACCACAAAUUUGUAUGACCCAUCAAGGCCUGCAUUGUCAGGCAUUUUCCAUCUGGUCACUGCUCUUAUCCUCUAUGGAUAUUUAAUACCCAUCUCACUCUAUGUUUCAAUUGAGGUAGUGAAAGUUUUGCAAGCCAUGUUCAUUAACCAAGACUUGCACAUGUAUGAUGAAGAGACUGGGAAUCCUGCACAAGCACGAACAUCAAAUUUGAAUGAGGAGCUAGGUCAGGUUGACACAAUUCUCUCUGAUAAGACUGGCACUUUGACGUGCAAUCAGAUGGAUUUCCUCAAGUGUUCUAUUGCUGGUGUUUCUUAUGGUGUAUCUUCCAGUGAAGUCGAAAUUGCUGCAGCACAGCAGAUGGCUUUUGACUUUGAUGGGGAGAAUUCAGAACUUUCUGGUGUCCCCAUGCACAACAGCAGCAUUCAUGAUCCUUGGGAUAACAAUAGGGUUCAUGCUGUGGAUUCAGAGUUUGAACUAGAGACUGUUGUUACGUCUAAGGGUGAAAAGGUAAAGGGAUUCAGUUUUGAGGACAGUCGCCUCAUGGAUGGAAAUUGGUUGAAAGAACCCAAUGCAGAUGCCAUUUUGUUAUUCUUUCGGAUAUUGGCUGUUUGUCACACUGCAAUUCCUGAGCCUAAUGAGAAAACUGGCAGUUUCAAUUACGAAUCAGAGUCACCAGAUGAAGGAGCUUUUCUUGUUGCAGCUAGGGAGUUUGGAUUUGAGUUCUGUAGACGGACUCAAACAAGUGUUUUUGUCAACGAAAGAUAUCCUUCUGCGCACCCAAUUGAGAGGGAGUUCAAAGUCCUAAAUUUAUUGGAAUUCAAUAGCAAAAGAAAGCGAAUGUCUGUAAUUGUCCGGGAUGAGGAUGGGCAGAUUUUUCUUCUGUGCAAAGGUGCAGACAGCAUAAUUUUUGAUCGCCUAGCCAAAAAUGGAAGAACAUUUGUGGAGGAUACGACUAAGCAUUUGAAUGAAUAUGGAGAAGCAGGGUUGCGGACAUUGGCACUUGCAUUCAAAAAACUAGAAGAGUCUGAAUAUUCUGCUUGGAACAGUGAGUUCCUCCGAGCAAAAACUACUAUAGGUCCUGACAGAGAGGCUAUGCUUGAAAGCGCCGCAGAUAUGAUGGAGAGGGAUCUGAUUCUCGUUGGUGCAACUGCGGUAGAGGACAAACUACAGAAAGGGGUGGCGCAGUGCAUAGAUAAACUGGCACAAGCUGGUCUCAAGAUCUGGGUUCUGACAGGCGAUAAGAUGGAAACUGCAAUCAACAUAGGAUAUGCGUGCAGUCUACUCCGUCAAGGCAUGAAGCGGAUUUGCAUAACAACAAUGAAUACAGAAUUGGUAGGCCAAGAUGCCAAGAAGGCUGUGAAAGAAGACGUUUUGAUACAAAUUACAAAUGCUUCCCAAAUGAUUGAGCUGGAGAAGGACCCGCAUGCUGCCUUUGCUUUGGUUAUUGAUGGGAAAACUCUUGCCUAUGCUUUAGAGGAUGAUAUCAAGCAUCAAUUUCUGAGUUUAGCUGUUGACUGUGCAUCUGUAAUAUGCUGCCGGGUCUCACCAAAGCAGAAAGCACUGGUGACUAGAUUGGUAAAAGAGGGAACUGGAAAAACAACUCUAGCAAUUGGUGAUGGUGCAAAUGAUGUUGGUAUGAUUCAAGAGGCGGACAUUGGCAUAGGUAUCAGUGGGGUUGAAGGGAUGCAGGCUGUAAUGGCUAGUGACUUUUCCAUUUCCCAGUUUCGGUUUUUGGAGCGGCUUCUUGUUGUCCAUGGGCACUGGUGCUAUAAGAGGAUUGCCCAGAUGAUAUGCUACUUCUUUUACAAGAAUAUAGCUUUCGGCCUCACCCUCUUCUACUUUGAGGCAUACACUGGAUUUUCUGGGCAGCCAGUCUAUGAUGACUGGUAUAUGCUACUGUUCAAUGUCAUGCUUACUGCAUUGCCUGUCAUUUCACUAGGAGCUUUUGAGCAAGAUGUCUCUUCUGAAGUCUGCUUACAGUUCCCAGCUCUGUAUCAACAAGGACCUAGAAAUCUGUUCUUUGAUUGGUAUAGGAUAUUUGGGUGGAUGGCAAAUGGUCUCUAUUCAUCUCUCGUCACCUUCUUCCUCAAUAUAAACAUCUUCUAUGACCAGGCUUUCCGUGCCGAAGGUCAGACUUCGGACAUGGCUGCUGUAGGAACUACAAUGUUCACUUGCAUCGUAUGGGCCGUAAACUGCCAGAUUGCACUCACAAUGUGCCACUUUACAUGGAUCCAACACCUCUUCAUCUGGGGCAGUGUCUUCACAUGGUACAUCUUUCUUAUCCUCUAUGGAAUGGUCUCACCACUCAUUUCCGGUAGUGUCUUCAAAAUAUUUGUGGAAGCUCUUGCCCCGGCACCUAUUUAUUGGUCUGUCACCCUCUUGGUAACAAUUGCUUGUAAUCUCCCCUACCUGAUCCACAUUUCAUUCCAAAGAUCCUUCCACCCCAUGGACCAUCAUGUCAUCCAAGAAAUCAAGUACUACAGGAAAGACGUGGAGGAUAAACACAUGUGGAGAAGGGAACGAUCCAAAGCAAGGCAAGAAACCAAGAUUGGGUUCAGUGUGAGUGUGGAGUCCAAGAUCAGGCAGUUGAAAAACAAGCUGCAGAAGAAGUAUUCUUCUCUAAGUGUGCAAAAUGUAAUCACAACUUCAUAAGGAUGCCCAUUGCUUUUAUUUCCCACCCUUUAUUUUUUUUUGUUAGGGUUUCAUGGCUCAUCCUCCUUUUUUUAUUCUCCUUCCCCCCCCCCUCCAUUUCGGUUCUCCUUAGUCUUCUUUCAGUAUUAUUUUUCCAUCCCGAGUGCAUAGUGUUGGCGCAGGUCCCCAUUAUAGCAGAACACUGAAGUUGUCUGUACAAUAUUUAUAAAGCUUAAGAGUUGCAGCUUAUGGAAA